AUGGAAGUCGCCAAACACCCACCGCCAAAACUGGCCACGGCGUCUGUAACGACGAUAUAUCUGUCGAGCAACACGCCGUUUGUCUCUGGGAUGAAACGGGUUAAGCGCCAUCUCGACAAGAUGCAGCGUAAACGGCUCGGCCGCUACGUCGUAGUGUUUGGCCUGGGAAAGGCGAUUCAAAAGGCGCUGGCAGUAGCAAUGGAGCUACAAAGCUUGGGGUACCGGGUCAAAGUCUACACGAAAACUAUGCAUGCUCUUGACGAGCAUAUCGACGAAGAUGCGGGCACAUCUGAGAUGGUUAAACGGCCUGUGGGUGCGAUCGAGCUCCAUGUGUAUCCGCUGGCCGAUAAAUACAAAAAGACAUUGUGA
Messenger RNA from Wickerhamiella sorbophila, 369 nucleotides. RefSeq names its product Ribonucleases P/MRP protein subunit POP7. Bases 1 to 369 code for a protein of 122 amino acids. Gene Ontology annotation, cellular component: ribonuclease MRP complex; nucleolar ribonuclease P complex. Gene Ontology annotation, molecular function: RNA binding. NCBI's taxonomy places the organism in Eukaryota, Fungi, Ascomycota, Dipodascomycetes, Dipodascales, Trichomonascaceae. The transcript has a single exon. Gene Ontology annotation, biological process: nuclear-transcribed mRNA catabolic process, RNase MRP-dependent; intronic box C/D snoRNA processing; rRNA processing. The record is from RefSeq and is a predicted model, not a curated record.